Messenger RNA from Aspergillus puulaauensis, 1230 nucleotides. Its product is annotated as M20 family metallopeptidase. The record is from RefSeq and is a predicted model, not a curated record. The transcript has 5 exons. Gene Ontology annotation, molecular function: dipeptidase activity. Lineage: Eukaryota; Fungi; Ascomycota; Eurotiomycetes; Eurotiales; Aspergillaceae. The coding region runs from base 1 to 1230 and encodes 409 amino acids.
AUGGCCAUCCUCAACCCUACUAUCGAGCAAGUAAAGGCGUCUGUUGACGCGGCGCUGGAAGCGGCGAAUGUUUCCCUACGCGCUCUCAACAAGAAUAUCUGGUCCAACCCCGAAACCGCAUACGAGGAGCACAGAGCACACGAUACAAUCUGCAAAUUUCUCGAGGAAAAGGGCUUCACAGUAACCCGACACGCAUUCGGGCUCGACACCUCCUUCGAGGCCAGAAGUGGCUCUGGCGGCCGUCUGGUCAACUUCAACGCCGAAUACGAUGCGCUGCCCGACAUUGGGCAUGCCUGUGGCCAUAACCUCAUCACAACCAGCAGUGUUGCAGCCUUUCUAGCACUGUCGGCGGUUCUCAAGCAAUAUAAUAUCCCCGGUCGCACCCAGCUGUUGGGCACCCCCGCAGAGGAAAAUGGUGGCGGCAAGGCCAAGCUGAUUGAUGCUGGUGCUUACAAUGGAGUGGAUAUAUCAUUAAUGGCUCACGCAGGGCCGAAAGAGCUCUUCCCUGGCGUGGUUUCAGACGGAUGCGCUGGUGUAUUGAUGAACGCACGCAAGGAAAUCCACUGCGAGUUCACAGGCAUCAGUGCCCACGCUGGUGGCAAUCCCUGGGACGGAGUCAAUGCCCUUGACGCCCUGGUCGGCGCGUAUAACAACAUGGCGAUGCUGCGCCAGCAAAUGAAGCCGGACGAGAGAGUCCACUGCGCUUUCCUUGAUACACCCAAGGUCGCGAAUGUCAUACCGGCGUUCACAAAGGCCUACUGGCAGAUUCGCUCUCCGUCAUUAAAAGGACUGAAUGCAUUGAUGUCCAGGGCGCGCAGGUGUAUCGAGGCCGGGGCUUCAGCAUCAGGGUGCGAGGUCAACAUUGUCGAGAAAGAGCUGUAUGCCGACAUCAAGCUCAAUGACACCCUCUGUGCUCUAUACCAGACACACAUGGGCACGUACGGGCGCAAUGUUCUCAAAAGCCACGAAAAGGUCCUGACUGGGUCUUCUGAUAUCGGCAAUGUCAGCUACAUUAUGCCCACCCUGCAUACGAUGUUUGCCAUCCCAGCCGCGGACGGUGCUUUUCCUCACCAUCCCACGUUUGCUGCUGCUGCUGGAACAGACGGCGCCCACGAGGAAGCGCUGGUGGUGGGCAAGAGUCUGGGGAUGAUCGGGUGGGAAAUGAUCACAAACGAAUCGCUGUUUGAGCAGGCCAGAAGCCAGUGGCAGAAAUGCGUGAAGGAGCAGUAG